AUGGAGACUAUCUUCAACGGGCUGAUCGAAAGCGAUCAUCCUCUACAAGUCAAGCUCGACCUGUUCGAGAAGCUUAUCCUUGCAACGAAGCGCCUGACGGAAGGCGAUGCUAAGGUCCUGACAGCCUUCGUAAGGAAAUGGGAAGUCUUGACGUGCUCGCCUGACUCCAUCCUGACUGUGCUGAAGCUACUGGAUGUGAUGGCGCUCGUCCUGCAGGAGGACAGGCCUCCCCUCGAGCCUCUUGCCGUGCUGGGGCAUGUGCUGGUGGCCUCUGCUCGCCUUGACUCACUCAUCGACGAGGCUCUCGCAGAGGGCUGGAGACCAGGAGAAACGAAGUCGUCGAGGAGAGGCGAGGCGAUCGUUCGGUUCACGCGAGUUCUCUUGUCUGCCCUCAGCUCUCAUCGUCCUGCCCCGACGUCUUUCCUGUUGUUUCCUCCGCCUCCCCUGCUGGAAGAGGAUUGGCCCGACCUCCCUGCUCAUCUUGUGCGUGAAGUGAGAGCUCAAGGUUUUGCUUGCGAGUGUGCGUACAGUGAUGUGAGGCUGCUGUCACCAGCAGGAGCAGCAGCAGGACUGUGUCUUGUUCGAGCUCUGGAGUUUCUCCGCUCACUUUGGGACCAUCCGUCGGCUGGUCAAUCUUUCCUGGCCUACAGUAUGGAGCAGACGAUGAGCUACUACAUGAGCAGCAGCGAGAACCCCAGCGCAUCCUUGAGCAUCGUCCUCAGCCUCUGCCCGCAGGUGCCUCCUGUCUCCCUCCCUCUCCCUCCAGCUCUGCUCCUCGUGACCGCAUGUCCUCAGGGUCUGGUGGACAAGGCGGUUGGUCACUUCUCGUCACUCGCAUGCGAUCAGUCGCAUUUCUCUGCGGCUCUCCGUCGCCUCCUCAGCCUCCCGCUUUCUCCUCCUCUCGCUCGAUGGGUCGGCGCCAUUUUCAUCGGCUCGUACAAAAGGGGGUGGGGACAAGUCGUGUUCGAAGCCGUUUCUUCCUUCUCCUCGCAGCUCGUGAGCGCGCUCAAGGAUCCUGCUGCUUGCUCCUCCUCUCUCGAUGUCCUCGCAGCUGCUCUGCUUGGCGAUGGCGCGACCUUCGACGGGUUCCACGAGCUGUUUGAUCGCUUGGCUCGCGAGCUUGAGGGCCUGGGCGUGGCCCUCGUCGGCCUGGAUCUGCCGCGGCGGCAGAGGAAGGGCGUCACUCGAGUCCACGCGUCGGUUCGCAGGACGAGCACUGACGCGCCUUCGGGCCUCUACAUGAUGGUGACCAACACGAUGCCGUCAGAGGAGCAGGAGGAGACGAGAAGCAGCCGAGACCUCAACUCCCUUCCUAGUCGACACGCCAAGACGCAAACGAUACAUGUCAACUCCCUCAACGAGGUUUCCAUCUUCGGUGAAAUCAAUGACAUGUCGUACAAGUGCUUUUCCUUUCCUGCUCGUCCACUGCUAGUGGGAGACUAUCAGGAAGAGCGCGAGCAUCGCAAGUGGGAGCAGCCUCCCCCUACUCCUCCGUCCUCUCUUUCGCCUGGUUUACAGCAGCUGCUGGGUGAGUUCAGGACAUGGAGAGAAAAAGAUGAGAAAGGAGGAAGAGGCAGCAGGACCAGAGUAAGAGGCUGCGCAGUUGUGGUGGAGGGCAUGUCGCGUGUCCACAGCAGGGAAAAGGAGCUCAGAUCCUUCCUCGACCGCCAUGGCGUCACCGUCACUGACGAGGAUGUUGCUGCUGUCCUGCAGAGGACGGCUCUUGUCUACGGGAGAGAAGAAGAAUGCGAAAGCACAAGCGGAGGAGGAACGCGAGGAGUACCAGCAGCCUGUGGCACACUGCGCGGGAUCGCCAAUAUUGGGAACAGCUGCUACAUGUCUGCAUUCCUGCAGGUUCUCUUUCACGCCCUUGACUUUCGCUCGCACCUCCUCUCGUCCCGAGCUGCUCGUGUCGGUCAACAGCUGGGAGGAGAGGCAGACAAGCACGCGGCGGCAGUGACGCGCAACGUGCGCCAAGUCUUCCAAGAGCUGGCGAGCAGCAAAGCCGCAUUCGUGAACCCCGAGACGCUUCUGCGAACCCUUGAGGGUCGAUUUACUCGCGGUGAACAACAUGACUCGUGGUAA
Molecule: messenger RNA, 2085 nt
Organism: Guillardia theta CCMP2712
Lineage: Eukaryota; Cryptophyceae; Pyrenomonadales; Geminigeraceae
Exons: 13
Coding region: 1-2085 (694 amino acids)
Biological process (GO): protein deubiquitination
Cellular component (GO): cytosol; nucleus
Molecular function (GO): cysteine-type deubiquitinase activity; cysteine-type endopeptidase activity
Source: RefSeq, a predicted model, not a curated record